GGCGGCCGCCGGGAGGGACCGGGGGUGGCUCGCAGUACUACAGAGCUCGGAAGCGGCCGCGGCUGGGUAUGGCGGCCGAGGUCUCCGGUCCGGAGGUGGGUGGUGAGGGGCAGGAGCCUUUGCUGAGUGCCGGAGAGGCGGCGGCGGCGGAGGAGGAGGAGGAGAAGGAGGAGAGCAGGGAUGUUGUGGAAACACAAGAGCAUUAUAAGAGCAGGUGGCGAUCCAUCUGGAUUAUGUAUCUUACCAUGUUUCUCAGUAGUGUAGGUUUCUCAAUUGUAAUUAUGUCUGUGUGGCCAUAUCUCCAAAAGAUUGAUCCGACAGCAGAUGCGAGUUUCUUGGGCUGGAUUAUAGCUUCUUAUAGCAUUGGCCAAAUGGUUGCCUCUCCCCUGUUUGGCUUGUGGUCCAAUUACAGGCCAAGGAGAGAACCUCUCGUUAUUUCAACUGCUAUUUCAGUAGCUGCUAAUUGUCUUUAUGCCUACGUUCAUGUACCUCAUUCACACAACAAAUACUACAUGCUGACUGCACGUGCUCUUGUGGGAUUUGGAGCAGGAAACGUGGCUGUAGUUCGAUCGUAUAUUGCGGGUGCCACUUCUCUUACGGAAAGAACAAGUGCCAUGGCCAAUACCAGUGCCUGCCAAGCAGUUGGCUUCAUAUUAGGACCAGUUUUUCAGACAUGUUUUACACUUAUUGGAGAAGAAGGAAUAACAUGGAAACUAAUUCGUCUUCAGUUGAACAUGUAUACGGCACCAGUUUUAUUUGGAGCUCUCUUAGGAGUUAUUAAUAUUAUUCUCAUCUUUGCCAUACUCAGAGAGCAUCGAGUGGAUGACCUGGGUCGGCAAUGCAAAAGUAUCAAUUUUGAAGGAGAAGAAAGUGGUGUUCUGGAUCAGGAUGCAGAAGGAAACGUUGACCAUGUUGCUGUGGUAGCAAUCAAUUUUCUUUUCUUUGUCAUCUUGUUUGUGUUUGCUGUCUUUGAAACUAUAGCUACUCCAUUGACGAUGGAUAUGUAUUCCUGGACCAGGAAAGAAGCUGUUUUUUAUAAUGGAAUAAUCCUUAGUGUGGUCGGCAUUGAAUCGGUUAUUGUUUUCAUGGUGGUUAAAACACUAUCUAAAAAGACUGGUGAGCGUGCUAUACUCCAUGGAGGCUUACUGAUUGUCUUGGUUGGAUUCUUUAUCUUACUGCCUUGGGGGAAAAAACUACCAAAUAUCCAGUGGCAAGAAAUAAAGAAUAACUCCAUUCCCAGAACAACUUCCAUUGAAAUGUUAAUGCCUUUCUGGAGUUUGCAAGCAAUGCAGCUUCCAUCCAACCACACAGUGGAACCCGUAGGCUGCCCUGUCACACAGUCCUGGUGCCUGAAUACUCCGAUGAUCUAUCUGGCCCAGUACAUCAGCUCUGACAUACUAAUAGGAUUGGGCUAUCCAGUUUGUAAUGUCAUGUCCUACACUUUAUACUCAAAAAUUCUAGGACCAAAGCCUCAGGGUGUCUACAUGGGAUGGUUAACCGCCUCUGGAAGUGGAGCACGGAUACUUGGGCCUGUUUUUGUGAGCCAAGUAUACACUCACCUGGGACCACGCUGGGCAUUUAGCUUAAUCUGUGGAGUAGUUGUAGUCUCUCUCUUACUCUUGGAGAUAGUAUACAAGAGACUAAUUGCAUUUUCUGUCAGAUAUGGAAGGAUGCAAGAAGAGAGUUGUUAAAUACGCGUUUGUUUUU
Messenger RNA from Haliaeetus leucocephalus (bald eagle), 1707 nucleotides. RefSeq names its product major facilitator superfamily domain containing 8 (gene MFSD8). Gene Ontology annotation, molecular function: transmembrane transporter activity. Lineage: Eukaryota; Metazoa; Chordata; Aves; Accipitriformes; Accipitridae. Gene Ontology annotation, cellular component: lysosomal membrane. Gene Ontology annotation, biological process: transmembrane transport. The coding region runs from base 69 to 1691 and encodes 540 amino acids. The record is from RefSeq and is a predicted model, not a curated record. The transcript is spliced from 12 exons.